AUGGAUCCGGGAGCACUCUUCCUGCUGCUGUCCUGUGUCUGCGGGACCGUGUUCAGCGACAGACAGCUGCUUUAUGUCACUGUGCUCUUUCGUCACGGAGACCGAUCACCCAUCCACGCCUACCCCACAGACCCACACACAGAAGACGCUUGGCCCCAAGGCUUUGGCCAACUUUCCCAGGUGGGAAUGCAGCAACACUAUGAUCUUGGACAAUUUCUUCGAAAGCGCUACAGCGGAUUCCUCAAUGAAUCUUAUGAUCGCCAUGAGAUAUCAGUGCGCAGUACAGACUAUGACCGCACCCUGAUGAGCGCUGAGGCCAAUCUCGCAGGUCUGUACCCACCUGAUGGUUCGCAGAUCUUCAACCCAAACCUGAAUUGGCAGCCCAUUCCCGUGCACACAGUCCCAAAGCAUGAAGAGCGGCUGCUCUCGUUUCCUCUGGCGGACUGCCCACGCUACCAACAGCUAAUGAAUGAGACGGAACAUACAGAGGAAUUCCAAAAUGUCACUGCAUUAUAUGAGGACGUCAUUGAGCUGGUGAAAAAUAAAACGGGAUUGAACCAUACAGACAUUGAAUCAGUUUGGCGCGUCUAUGAUACUCUGUUCUGUGAGGCACAACAUAACAUGACAGCACCGGUCUGGGUCACUCCUGAAGUUAUGGAAAAGCUCAAAUAUCUGAAGGAUUUUGCAUUUCAGUUUGUGUCCCAGCCUGAGACCAAUACAGAGGACUGCACCAGGAAGGAGCACCCCAUCGUCCCGUACAGAGUGUUGCGGUUGUGGAUGUCUGAAUUUUCUUAUCCUGAAGCAAAGGACUUCUCUCAGUUUGCCGUGGACCUGAACAGGGGCCAACUCAUAGUCGGAGCGCGAAACUUCCUCUUCAGGCUACAUUUGACCAACAUCUCACUCAUACAGGCAGCGGAAUGGGCUCCAGAUGAAGACACUAAACUCUCCUGUCAAAGUAAAGGCAAAACAGAGGACGAGUGUCAAAACUAUGUACGUGUUUUAUUAACGAGUGGAUCCACGCUGUUCACCUGCGGCACCAACGCCUUCGCUCCCGUCUGUAUGACCCGCCAGAUCACCAACAUCAGUGAGGUGCUGGAUUCCAUAAACGGGGUGGCUCGCUGUCCGUACGACCCUCUGCAUAACUCCACGGCCAUGAUCACAGCAAGAGGAGAGCUGUAUGCCGCCACGGUCAUCGACUUCUCUGGACGAGACCCGGUCCUGUACCGCAGCUUGGGAAACAUGCCCCCGCUCCGGAGCGCACAGUACAACUCCAAGUGGCUGAAUGAGCCAAACUUCUUGUCCGUGUACGAGAUUGGCCGGUUUGUGUACUUCUUCCUGCGGGAGACGGCGGUAGAGAACGACUGUGGGAAGAUGGUGUUCUCUCGUGUGGCUCGCGUCUGUAAGAACGACAUGGGCGGCCGCUUCCUGCUGGAAGACACCUGGACCACCUUCAUGAAGGCUAGACUCAACUGCUCUCGCCCCGGAGAGAUCCCCUUCUACUUCAACGAGCUCCAAAGCACCUUCCACCUGCCCGAGCACGACCUGAUCUAUGGCAUCUUCACCACCAACGUAAAUAGUUUGUCUGCGUCGGCCAUUUGCGCCUUCAACCUCAGUGCCAUCACCACAGCCUUCAACGGACCCUUCCGCUUCCAGGAAAACCCACGCACAGCCUGGCAACCCACGCCCAACCCUAUCCCCAACUUCCAGUGCGGGACGCUGGAGGAGGCCGGUCCAGGGGCAAACCUGACGGAGCGCAGUUUACAGGACGCUCAGAGGCUGUUCCUGAUGAACGACGUGGUGCAGCCUCUGACCGUGAACCCCCUUCUCACCCAGGACAGCGUGAGGCUCUCCUGCCUCUGUGUGGACUUGGUGCAGGGCCGAGACCGGGUCUACCACGUCAUGUACAUUGGGACAGAGUAUGGGACUGUCCUGAAGGCCUUGUCCACCACUGACAAGAGGCUCCAAGGCUGUUACCUGGAGGAGCUCAGGCCCCUCCCCCCCGGGCUGGGAGGACCAAUCAGGAGCCUGCGUCUGCUGCAGAGUGACCGCUCGCUCUUUGUGGGCCUGAGCGACCGCACAGUGAAGAUUCCUCUGGAGAGAUGCUCCAGCCACGCCACCGAGAGACAGUGUGUUGAGGCCCGGGACCCAUACUGUGGCUGGGACCGGCUGAAACGUCGCUGUACCACAUUGGAUGAGAGCUCCAGUGUGUCGCACUGGAUCCAGGACAUCUCAGACUGCCCUGUGAGGAAUUUAACACAGGACGGAGGGUUUGGCUCGUGGGCACAGUGGCAGCAUUGCUCUCACAGCGACGGUGAGGGCUCCAGCCAGUGCUUGUGUCGGUCGCGGUCGUGUGAAGGUCCCCCGGCUCGGUGCGGAGGAGAAGCGUGCAAGGGGCCCACCAUUCAGGUCGCAAACUGCUCCAGAAAUGGAGGCUGGACUCCCUGGUCGUCAUGGGGACAGUGCAGCAGCAGUUGUGGCAUCGGCUUCGAGGUCAGACAGAGGUCGUGUAAUAACCCCUCGCCACGACACGGAGGCAGAGUGUGUGUGGGUCAGGCCCGAGAGGAGAGGUGA
Molecule: messenger RNA, 2571 nt
Organism: Knipowitschia caucasica
Lineage: Eukaryota; Metazoa; Chordata; Actinopteri; Gobiiformes; Gobiidae
Source: the annotation of a GenBank genome assembly